AUGGUUGCUGGUCUUCUUUCUUGGCCACAAGCUGUAUUUGCUUCAAAAGUUGAUAUUAAAGAUAAACAAGCUGAAGUUGUACGUGAAAUUGAUGGUGGUUUAGAAACAAUACGUGUAAAACUACCUGCUGUAAUUACUGCAGAUCUUCGUCUUAAUCAACCACGUUUUGCUAAUCUUCCAUCGAUACAAAAAGCUAAGAAAAAACCCAUGGCAAAAAUGUCACCGAAAGAUUUAGGUGUUGAUAUUAAACCUCAUCUAGAAUAUUUAUCUUAUGAAGAACCACCUAAACGACAAGGUGGUGGUCGAGUAUCAAGUGUUGAUGAACUUAUUAGUAAACUUAAAGAAAAAGGACUUAUUUAG
Messenger RNA from Rotaria sordida, 360 nucleotides. The record is from the annotation of a GenBank genome assembly. Lineage: Eukaryota; Metazoa; Rotifera; Eurotatoria; Philodinida; Philodinidae.